AUGUUUAACUGGAGCGGCGGUACCAGUUGUGCGGGGCAGCCCGGGCCGGCUGGCGGUGGCUGCUACCGGGACGGGCCGGGUGCUGCGGGCAUGCAGAGCGAGGUGGGCUGGGGGCGAAUGGAGCCGGAGGGGGAGCGGCGCUGUGAGCCCCAGCCAGGGGCACGGCCCAAAACGCUCCCACGGGGCCCCGAGAGACCGAGCCCCGGAGACGAACAGGAGGGCCCCGAGGUGGGAAGAGAGACACGUCUGAGAGUGGUGCUGAGAGUCCGGCCACUGACCUGCACAGAGACUCGUCGAGGUGACCAGCGGGUUGUGCACAGCCUUGGUGACGGCACUGUCUAUGUGAGUGCAGCCAGGCACGAUGCCACCUUUGGCUUCAGUGCCGUGUUCGACAGUGGAGCCUCGCAGGAAACCGUGUUCGAAGGCAGUGGCAUGAAGCAGUUGGUGGAGCUGGCAAUAGAUGGCUACUCUUGCACCGUCUUUGCCUUCGGGCAGACUGGCUCGGGAAAGACCUACACCCUAAUGGGACCCCUCACCCAGGGCGAGACCCAGCCGGCGGCUCCCGGGCUGCUGGGGCUGAUGCAGAGGUCCUUUGCUUGCCUCCUGGAGCAGAGCCGGAGCCGCAGCUCUGACCUGGUUCUCAGUGCCUCCUACCUGGAGAUCUACAACGAGCAGGUCCGGGACCUGCUGAGCCCGGGACCGCCCUGUGCCUUGCCGCUGCGGUGGAGCAAAACCCGUGGCUUCUACGUGGAGAACCAGCUCAGUGUGGACUUUGAGAGCCUGGAAGCCAUCGCCAGCCUGCUCCAGCAAGGUGCUGAGCCACGAGAGCAGGGCCAGGCCUGUUCAGGAGGUGCCAGACCCAGAUCUCAGAGGCGACGGACCUCAGCACACGCCCUCAACAGGCACUCGAGCCGCAGCCACGCUCUUCUGACCAUCCACGUCUGCAGCCGGGCUCCCAGCACCUACCCGAGCAAGCAGGGUACGCUAUGCUUCGUGGACCUGGCUGGCAGUGAGCGGGUAAAGGAGACUGGCUCCAGUGGGGAGCUCUCUGUGGAGGCCAACAACAUCAACCGCAGCCUCCUGGCACUGGGACACUGCAUCUCUCUGCUGGCCAAACCCCGAGGGAAGAGGACACACAUCCCGUACCGAGACAGCAAGCUCACCCGGUUGCUGGCUCGCUCGCUGGGUGGCUCGGGCAUCACUCUGAUGAUUGCCUGCAUCUCCCCAUCCUCACGCUGCCUCUCAGAGACCUUGAGCACACUGCACUAUGCCAGUCAGGCCCGGAGGGUCACCACCAGACCCCUGGCUAACAGGGUGCCCCGGGAGAAGCUGCUGAGAAGUUUGGAGAAAGAAAUCCAAGCCCUGCAGCUGGAAAAUCUCUCCCUGCGCCAGCAGUUGUGCCUGCCCAGGGUGCCGAUGAGGAACACAGAGGUCCCGGGGACCCCUCUGAAAGUGGGGUCCUGUCCAGGCUGGGGAGGCAGGUAUGGCCCCAUAGAGCAUCUCCCUUCAAGGGGAGCCCCAGUGGGGCCCAGCCUCUAUGGCCUCCUGAGGGACUGCAUGGUGGAGAAUGAGCAUCUGAGGCACCCCCAACUGCCCCCAGACCUGAGCAGUGCCAUCCCAGCUGGCCCACCCCGCAGAGCCACCCGCAGCUCCUGCAACAGCCAGCCCCAGCUCCGGAGUGCCCGCACCCCUGGUGUCACCCCCAGUCACCCUGUGAGGUUCUGGCAGCCUGACAUGACUCCUGCCUCCGGCUCCCAGCUGCCAAAGCUGCCUCCCACCUCUGUCCGUUCUGGUUGCCUGGGGUGCCCCCAGUGCUGCCCUGAGCCAGCUGAUGCCACUGUGUCCCAGGCACUGCCAGGACCCCCCAUGCUACAGCAAGUCACCCCCGAGGGAAAUGCUGGCAUCCUCCCACCUGACCAGGAGGUGGCUCUGCCCAGCUCUCACCAGCUCCUCGGGCACUCUCAGUCACACCAGCAGAAGCGGAGCCGAGGCAGGAGCAGGAGCUUGGCUCAGCAGCACCCAGUGCGUCGGCAACUGCCAGGUCCAGAGCGUUGUCCCAGCCCUGAGGGAAGGGUCAUCCCCUCAGCACCACCAUGGCCAGGACUGCUGGAGCCAAGAGCUGCCAGCACUGUCUCUUUUCUCCAGUUGGAAGAGGCACUAGACUGGCUGGCAGAGCAGAUUUGAACAGUCGUAGCCACACCAAGGAUGGGGCCAGUAGCAGGGAUCCAACACGGCCCACACACAGUUACUACACUUGAGGGGAUGACCACAGCCCUCAGGAGCACAGAGAUCUUGGACGACAGGGACUGCACAGACCACGGCAUGGAUGGACAGAUGGGACUCUCCACUUUAUUUCUGUCUAGCUAGGGGCUGGGCAGCCAAGUGUCUCUGGCAGGGCCCUUUCUCCUCUCUCAGGCGCUCUCCUCCUCCGUCUGAGGGCAGUUCAGCCAGUAGCGGGCGAUGGAGCGAGGGUAGCGGGGAUGUGCUAGGUCCACACGCUUGGUGCGCAGGUUGACGCGGUAGUACUUGUCUGGGAGGAAGGGGAAUGGCCAUCAGGACUGCCUGCCAGCCCUCCCUGCCACCCCUCAGCACCUUCCUGCUGCACCCCAGAGCUCAAGGACGUUGCAGAGUGAGAGGAGGCCUGCUCCUGCCCCAGCAGCCUUGGUUCCUCAUCUCUCCCAAAUCCUGCUGCCCCAGACUCACCUCCUACAAAGAAGUAGACGCUCUGGAGGGUCUCGCACUUGGAUCCCGACAGCCAAUCAUUUUCAACGCCCGCCGACUCGGAGUCAUUUUGCAGCCAUCCCCAGAAGCCCAGGUUCAGUGACCGAUGGUUCUUGUACCUCUUGCGCUGGUGGCGAGACUUCCUCCUCCGGUGCUGGUGGGAGGCCACGUAGAUCCUGCCAGCCAUGGCAGCAUCCAGCCGGCUGGGCACCCCCUUCCAGUCUCUGCUGAUGUACCGGGGGCUGCUUGCCCCAACUGGCAGAGAGACAGAGGGUGAGUGAGAGGGGAAGCAAUGUCUGGGGCUGAUGCCCCAGCACCUACUCCUAGACCCACAGGGAUGCUCCAAAAGAUCUUAGCCUGCAUGGGAUGCAUGACAGGGAUGUGGGCCAGGCAGAGCCAGGAGCAAUCCCUUGCCCCACCUUUGACUAGGAUCAGCCCUGUGCUGUUGAACCCCUUUCUCCUCUCUUCCAUCUUUAAUAUCUCUUACGUAGGGAUGGGAUUUUCUUGUGGCAUCUCCAGCUUGAAAUAAACAGGCCCCAGUAAUGACA
This is a messenger RNA of Pogoniulus pusillus (Red-fronted tinkerbird), 3269 nucleotides long. RefSeq names its product kinesin family member 12 (gene KIF12). Gene Ontology annotation, cellular component: microtubule associated complex. Gene Ontology annotation, biological process: mitotic spindle organization; spindle elongation; microtubule-based movement. The record is from RefSeq and is a predicted model, not a curated record. Gene Ontology annotation, molecular function: microtubule binding; ATP binding; microtubule motor activity. Lineage: Eukaryota; Metazoa; Chordata; Aves; Piciformes; Lybiidae.